AUGAACAUCGAGAUUUCGGACUCGAAAAUAAAAGGUGUCAGCACUGGGACCACCAUACUAGCAGUCAAGUUCAAUGGCGGUGUCAUCAUUGGCUCUGACUCCAGGGCAUCUAUGGGCGGAUCAUAUGUAUGUUCAAAAACCAUCAACAAGCUUAUCCAGGUCCAUGACAGGAUAUUCUGCUGUAUUGCCGGAUCCUUAGCAGAUGCACAGGCAGUUACCAAAAUGGCAAAGUUCCAGUUGUCUUUUCAUAGCAUCCAGAUGGAGUCUCCUCCGCUGGUGAAGGCUGCUGCCUCCGUCAUGAAGGAGCUCUGCUACAGCAACAAGGAGGAACUCCAGGCCGGCUUCAUCACCGCAGGCUGGGACAGGAAGAAAGGCCCACAGGUGUACACUGUGUCGUUGGGCGGGAUGCUCCUUAGUCAGCCCUUCACUAUCGGGGGGUCGGGGAGCACCUACAUCUAUGGCUACGUGGACGCCAAAUACAAGCCAGACAUGAGCCGAGAAGAGUGUCAACAGUUUGCCACCAAUGCAAUUGCUCUGGCCAUAGGGAGGGACAAUGUCAGUGGAGGAGUGGUACACCUGGUUGUGAUUGCCGAAGAUGGAGUUGAACAUGUGGUCAUUCCUGGAGACAAACUUCCCAAAUUCCAUGAUGAAUAGAAGCACUGUAUUAAGCACUCUUGGAGGAGGAUAAAUAUGAGUUUCACUCAUUAUCAUGUUAUAUAAUUAUAUAUGUUGUGUUAUUAUAUAGCCUAAUAAUAGCAUAAACUCUGUCAGUAACUAACACCACUUGACUUCAUGUGUACAAAUCCUGAUUUUAUUUUAUUUUUUAAAUAUAUGUAUAAUAUUCUGGAACACUCCCUGUUGUUUUCAUAUCACAGAUGUAAUCUGUUUUAAACAGUGGGAUGUAAGCAAUUUUUUAGCCAUAUCACAUUUCCUGCAAGACAAAAUUAAACUUUACACAGGGAUACCAAUCGUCACAACAGACUAAUGUUUGUUUUUUUACCAUUCUACCUACUGUAGCCCCAUUAUGCACACUGUUCCUCCUCUGUCACGCUGUAAUAGACAUUG
This is a messenger RNA of Engraulis encrasicolus (European anchovy), 1065 nucleotides long. RefSeq names its product proteasome 20S subunit beta 12 (gene psmb12). Gene Ontology annotation, molecular function: threonine-type endopeptidase activity. The record is from RefSeq and is a predicted model, not a curated record. Bases 1 to 654 code for a protein of 217 amino acids. Gene Ontology annotation, cellular component: proteasome core complex. The transcript is spliced from 6 exons. NCBI's taxonomy places the organism in Eukaryota, Metazoa, Chordata, Actinopteri, Clupeiformes, Engraulidae.